GGGAUGUCUUCUGUCUCCACACAGUGCGCCCGUCACUUGGAGGAGGUGAGCAGCGUGCUGUCCUUCCAGAGCAAGGAUGGAGGAGCAACAGAAGAAGGAAGGGAGGAUCACCUUGGUGCUUGCCCUGGCCACACUGAUAGCUGCCUUCGGCUCCUCCUUCCAGUAUGGAUACAAUGUGGCUGCCGUCAACUCACCCUCAGAGCUCAUGAAGCAGUUUUACAACAACACCUACUAUGACAGAACCGGGAAGCUCAUUGAGAGCUUCCACUUGAUGCUGCUGUGGUCAGUCACAGUGUCCAUGUUUCCCUUUGGAGGCUUCAUUGGCUCCCUCCUAGUUGGCCCCAUGGUGAAUAACCUUGGCAGAAAAGGGGCCUUGCUGUUCAACAACAUAUUUUCUAUUGUGCCUGCCAUCUUCAUGGGAUGCAGUGAAAUUGCCGCAUCAUUUGAGCUUAUCAUUGUUUCCAGACUUUUGGUGGGAAUAUGUGCAGGUGUGUCUUCCAAUGUAGUUCCAAUGUACUUAGGGGAGUUGGCCCCUAAGAAUCUGCGGGGUGCUCUAGGAGUGAUACCCCAACUCUUCAUCACAAUUGGCAUCCUUGUGGCUCAGCUGUUUGGCCUUCGGAAUCUCCUGGCGAAUGAAGAAGGCUGGCCGAUCCUUCUGGGGCUGACUGGAGUCCCCGCAGCCCUGCAGCUGCUGGUCCUGCCCUUCUUCCCUGAGAGCCCCCGGUACCUGCUGAUCCAGAAGAAAGACCAAGUGGCUGCCAGGAAAGCCCUGCAGACGCUGCGAGGCUGGGAUGAGGUGGACACUGAAAUGGAAGAGAUCCGGAAGGAGGAUGAGGAGGAGAAGGCCGCGGGCUCCAUCUCGGUGUGGAGAUUGCUGCAGAUGAAGUCGCUGCGCUGGCAGCUCAUCUCCAUCAUCGUGCUCAUGGGUGGCCAGCAGCUGUCGGGCGUGAACGCGAUCUACUACUAUGCUGAUGAGAUCUACCUCAGUGCCGGGGUGAAGAGCAGCGAUGUCCAGUAUGUGACGGCUGGAACAGGGGCGGUCAAUGUGUUCAUGACUGUCUUUACAGUGUUCGUGGUGGAGCUCUGGGGACGGCGACUUCUGCUCCUCCUGGGCUUCUCCACAUGCAUGGUGUCCUGUGGUGUGCUGACCGCUGCACUGGCGCUACAGGACGCCAUCUCCUGGAUGCCGUACGUCAGCAUUGCCUGCGUCAUCAUCUAUGUCAUAGGACAUGCUGUGGGGCCCAGCCCAAUCCCAGCACUGUUCAUCACAGAGGUCUUCCUGCAGUCCUCCCGGCCAGCCGCCUACAUGAUCGGAGGCAGCGUACACUGGCUCUCCAACUUCACUGUGGGCCUCGUCUUCCCAUUCAUCCAAGUGGGCCUUGGGCCCUACAGCUUCAUCGUUUUCGGGACCGUAUGUCUUCUCACCACCAUCUACAUCUUUCUGGUUGUCCCUGAGACCAAGGCCAAGACAUUCAUUGAGAUCAACCAUAUUUUUGCCAAGAAGAACAAGGUGUCAGAAAUGGAGAUAUACCCUGAGAAGGAAGAGUUCAAGACCUCCCAGUCUCCACUUUGCAUCGCCUUCAGCGCUCUUCCCAUGUACCUCGGAGAACUGGCCCCCAAGGACUUGAGGGGCAUGCUUGGGACAAUGACCGAGAUAUUUGUCAUCACUGGAAUCUCCCUGGCACAGAUCUUCAGCCUUCAGGCCAUCCUAGGCAACAGCACAGGCUGGCCGGUGCUCUUGGCUCUCACUGGGGUCCCGGCGGUGCUUCAGCUCCUCUCGCUGCCCUUCUUCCCGGAAAGCCCCCGCUACACCCUGAUUCAGAAAGGAGACGAGGAGACCGCGCGGCGAGCCCUGCGGAGGCUCCGAGGCCACGAGCGCGUGGAGGCCGAGAUAGAGGACAUGCGCGCGGAGGAGAGCGUGGAGCGCGCCGCCGGCCGCCUGUCCGGCCUCAAGCUGCUCACGUCGCGGCCGCUGCGCUGGCAGCUGCUGACCGUCGUCGUGCUCAUGGCCGGCCAGCAGCUGUCCGGGAUCAGCGCGGUCAACUACUAUGCAGACACCAUCUACACAUCAGCUGGUGUGGAGCCCGCUCACUCCCAGUAUGUAACAGUGGGUGCUGGUGUGUUGAACAUUGCGAUGACCAUCAUCUCAGCUGUCACCAUUGAGCGUCUGGGGCGUCGCUUCCUCCUGCUGGCCGGCUAUGGCAUCUGCGGCUCCGCCUGUCUGGUACUCACAGUGGCACUUCUUCUCCAGAACAAGGUUCCUGAGCUGUCUUACCUGGCCGUCAUCUGUGUCUUUGUCUACAUCGCAGGACAUUCCAUUGGACCGAGUCCUGUCCCCUCGAUAGUGAGGACCGAAAUCUUCCUGCAGUCCUCCCGGCCAGCCGCAUUCAUGGUGGACGGGGCUGUGCACUGGCUCACCAACUUCAUCGUGGGCUUGGUGUUUCCCUCCAUCCAGGCGGCGGCCGGUGCCUACAGCUUCGUCAUCUUCGCUGCGCUCUGUGCCCUCACUGCCAUCUACAUCUACCUGGUCAUUCCGGAGACUAAGGGCAAGACGUUUGUGGAGAUCAACCGAGCUUUUGCCAAGAGAAAUGGAGUGGAGCUCCCAGAAGAGAGAGAAGUAUCAGAGGCUCACGUUCCCUCGGUGCCUGCCAAGGAGACAUCCUUUUAA
Jaculus jaculus (lesser Egyptian jerboa) is the source of this 2668-nucleotide messenger RNA. Its product is annotated as solute carrier family 2, facilitated glucose transporter member 5. The record is from RefSeq and is a predicted model, not a curated record. Gene Ontology annotation, cellular component: membrane. NCBI's taxonomy places the organism in Eukaryota, Metazoa, Chordata, Mammalia, Rodentia, Dipodidae. Bases 77 to 2668 code for a protein of 863 amino acids. Gene Ontology annotation, biological process: fructose transmembrane transport. The transcript has 20 exons. Gene Ontology annotation, molecular function: fructose transmembrane transporter activity.